CUAGCGCAGUGACGUCACGGCGGCCCGGUGCUGCUUCUUAGAAUAAAAAGAAGCGGGGAAGAGAAUCCCGAGCAGCACUGCAAAAUGUUAGAUUCUCUUGCUUUGCUCUUGGAGAAAACAUUUCUUCUCGCGCAUUUUAACUUUUUCAGCCCAGCUUCACCUAAACAAGAGAGAUGCGCAAAGCGCCGCGAGGACAGCACUUAUUACCAGCGCGGGGAUCUGCUGGAGGUUCCUCGCACUUUGUUCACUCAUUUUGGCAUUUAUCUCGGUGACAACAAAGUCGCGCACCUUAUGCCUGACAUACUACCGGCUCUCAAGACCAACAAGUCUCAAAUCCAGAAAGUUGUGACGAACAAGAGAUUGCUGCUCGGUGUGCUCUACAAGUACGCUUUGGUGCGGGUCGACACGGUGGAGGAUUUUGCUUACGGGUCUCCUGUUUUGCUCAACACGAUGGAUACUAACGUUACCCUGAGAAGACAGCCACUGGCCGCUGAGGAGGUCGCCAGAAGAGCCGAGAAACUUAUCGGUCAUUUUCCGUAUAGUCUUCUAUGGAAUAACUGCGAACAUUUUGUCACGUACUGCCGCUACGGGACAGCGGUCAGUCUGCAGACCGAGCAGUUCUGUGAAAGUUUAAAAUCAGUAAUCCGGGACCAGAGGAGUGUUCUUCUGACCACUAUCAUCGGAAUGCUUUCCAUGUUUUUUCUUGGAAUAGCGCCGUCCACCGCACUUCCAACCUUUAUCAUUCCUUUCAUCUUGUGGAUGGCUGGAUAACAGACACUUCAAAUCUAAACGCUUAUGAACU
Messenger RNA from Carassius carassius (crucian carp), 802 nucleotides. RefSeq names its product lecithin retinol acyltransferase b, tandem duplicate 1 (gene lratb.1). NCBI's taxonomy places the organism in Eukaryota, Metazoa, Chordata, Actinopteri, Cypriniformes, Cyprinidae. The transcript has 2 exons. Bases 85 to 771 code for a protein of 228 amino acids. The record is from RefSeq and is a predicted model, not a curated record. Gene Ontology annotation, molecular function: phosphatidylcholine-retinol O-acyltransferase activity. Gene Ontology annotation, biological process: retinol metabolic process.